AUGUCGGUCCUUGGCGGUCCAACCGACACCCCGGCGAGCAGCCAAGCUGCCGAUGAAGGCACUGGACUUCUCCUUCCAACCACCACGAGGGCGUCCAACUACGCCAGCAACGACGACGCCUCGAUGGUCCGCGUCCGAGUCAGGGCCGUGUGCCCCGACAUUCACUGUCCGUCGUGCAUUUCGCACCUCUCAUCCAUCCUGGCAGACCAUGCCUGGACACCCGCUUCCAGGGCACAGGUCGAGCACACCGCCGUCACGCUCAUCGACAGGACCGUCGAGAUUGAUCUGGCCCUUGCCGGAAUACACUCGCCGUCCUCUGCUAUGUCGCCCGACGCGAUGGGCAAGCGCGCCAUCGAGCUACGCAGACGCCUCCUCGAUAUGCUCGAGAGCCUCGCUGCCUCGCUCGCUCAGGAGGGCUAUCCCAUCGACUCUGUCGAGAUGAGCGUUAUUGAUCCUACCGCGAGAAAGGGCGGCGGCGGCGAAGAAUGGACCACAAUAGCGCUCGACGCGGCCGACAUUCAGGGAUCCGCCGUGACUUUGAAAGGCUGCCCGGACAACCUCAAUCGCAAGAGCUCCGAGCCCUCUGGUUCUGCCACUGCGGUAUCGUCGUUGACGAGCUCGCUCGCCAGCCUCCUUUCGCUGUGGGCGGGUAGGGGAGACGGCCAGGCCGACGACGCGCAGCGACAGCAGCGCUGGGCGCGCCACCUCGAGGCCUGCGCCUCGUGCCAGGAGUCCUCGGGCAGCCUUCAUCAGGCCUCGUCCCCAGUUGCGCUGCCUUGCGCUGAUCAGGCUGCCAUCGAAGUGGCGAAAUCAGCCAGGGACGGCAACGCUCACAAGACCAUCAAAGAGUCCGAGGCUGGCGCCGCCUCCGCCGGGUCCAUUCAGGCCCGGCUCGCCGUCGGGGGUAUGACUUGCACCUCCUGCGUGAGGUCCAUCAACAACGCCGUCGAGGGCCUCAAGACCUCGCCCAAGUUCCCAGGCGAAUUGGCCGAUUUCACCUUUGACGUCAACCUGCUGCAGAAUUCUGCCACGUUUACGGGCUCUCAAGCGGCUUUGGACAUCAUUUGCGAGGCCGUCGAGGACGCCGGGUUCGACAUCGAGGUCGUCGAGUCUAAGCCGCCGCAACGCCCACCAGUCGGUCAACGGAUUGCCGAACCAAAGGCGCGAAAAGGAAGGUCGAGCUAUCGCGCCACCCUCGCCGUCAAAGGCAUGACGUGCGCCAGCUGCGUCAACAGCCUCCGUGGUGCGGUCAAGGCGUGGGGAGAAGCCAGGAACGAGUCCGAGCGCAAGACCGGCGAGGUACACGACUUCAACGUCAACCUGCUGGACGGCAGCGCGACGAUGCUCGUCGAGGCCGAUGAAGGUCGGGCCGAGAAGUUGCGAGACGAGAUCGUUGGGGUCAUCGAGGACUGCGGCUUCGAUGCCGAGGUCAUCUCCUGGACCAAAGAGGGAGCCACGGCGGACAAGGCAGAGGACGGACCUGGCGCGAGCCCUCGACGCACGGCGAGGAUCCGCGUCGAUGGCAUGUUCUGCCAGAGCUGCAUCGACAAGGUGCGGGAUUUUCUCCACCGCAAGCAGGCCACCCACGCGGACACCUUCGAGGUCCAUGAGGAUGGCCUCGCCCGCUUCUCGCUGCAGCGUCCGCUCAUCGAGCUGACCUAUGCCUCCAGUCCCGAGGCGUCGCUGCGAGGGCUCCUGCGCGAGCUCAACGCGCUAGAUCCCGCCUUCGAGGCUUCGUACGCCCCACCACCCUCGCUGACAUCUCGAUCUGCGGCGCUGGCUCGCAAAGAGCUCAGGAACCUGCUCCUCUGCCUCAUCGGGGCCACCCUAUUUGCGAUCCCGACCCUGAUCCUAUCGAUGAUCGCGCCGCUGCUCCUCUCUUCGACCCAUCCGCUCAACCGCAAGCUCAACCGCUACGUGUGGGGAAGCGCGACGCUCGGGGAGGUGCUAAUGUGGGCCAUCGCCACACCGGUCCAGUUCGGCAUCGGCAGCAUCUUCUUCACGAGAGCCUACAAGUCGCUCGCCGCCGUGUGGCGCAAGGGAAGGAAGUGGAACGAGAGGCUGUUCAGAUUCGGCAACAUGGACGUCCUCGUCGCGCUCGGCACGGCCGUGGCAUACCUGUCGUCCCUCGUCGUCCUGCUCGUCGACGCAGCAAGAACACCGCACAGCGGUCAGCACGAGACCGAGAUGCGGAUGACGUACUUUGAGGUUUCCGUCUUUCUCAUCUUCUUCAUCCUCCUGGGCCGGGUGCUGGAAUCCAUCAGCAAGAAGAAGACGGGCGAUGCCAUCUCGGAGCUGGGCAAGAUGAAGCCAAACUCUGCGCAGCUCGUCCUCGAUCCCUCGAAUCCACGGCAGGGCGGCGUCGAAACGAUCGCGGUCGAUUUGCUCGAGGUCGGAGACCUCGUGCUCGUGCCCUCGGGCGCGUCUCCGCCUCUCGACGGCUAUCUCGUCCAGGAGCUUUGCCAGGAUAACUCGUCCCUGGCCUCGGCGCAGUUCGACGAGAGCAGCUUGUCGGGCGAGUCUCGACCCGUCACCAAGGUCAGCGGCGACGAGGUGUUCGCGGGCACCAUCAAUGUCGGCAGUUCGCCGGCCUUGUGCCGGAUCAAGUGCCUGCCCGGCCAGGCGAUGAUCGACGACAUCCUCGGGGUGGUGCGCGAAGCGUCGGGACGCAAGGCGAGCAUCGAGCAGCUGGCCGACGCCAUCACGGGCGUGUUCGUGCCAUGCAUCGUCUACCUCUCGCUGCUGGUGCUGCUCAUCUGGACCUUGGUGCUGUACAGCGGGACGCUGUCCGAGGGCUGGCUGGCCGACCACGUCACCAACUACCCGGCGCCCGGGUCCAAAUUCAUCUACGGGCUCGAGUUCGCCAUCAGCUGCCUCCUCAUCUCGUGCCCUUGCGCCAUCGGCCUGGCCGCGCCGACCGCACAGCUCGUGGGCAUCGGGCUGGCAAGCAAGCAGGGCAUCCUGGUCAACGGCGGCGGCGAGGCGUUCCGCACCGCCAGCGCGGCAGCGAGGCGCAAGAAGAGGCUGGUCUGCGUCUUUGACAAGACUGGCACCAUCACCAAGGGCGAGGCGGGCAAGGUGGUCGACAGCCUCCUUGUCAAUCCUCAGCAAGACGCGCUGGACGACGCAGCGCUGCUGCGGUGCAUCGACCUGGCCGAGCAAGGCAGCUCGCACCCGCUAGCCGUCGCACUGAGGGCGUUCUGCGCGGAAAAGGCCCCUACGCAGCCCGUCAACGACGACGCGUCGCCGGAAAAGCCGAUUCCACACCUCGACGACGUUACAGAGGAGGCAGGGCACGGCAUGCGUGCUUCCUUCUCCGUCCCGCAGCCCGCAGAUGAAACGCGGACAGACCGCUUCGAGCUCCUCGUGGGAAAUCGCAAGCUCAUCGGCGACGACUGCCUCUUCCCUGCCGAGGUCGCCGACAAGGAGCAAGAGUGGCAGAACGACGCCAAGACGGUCGUCUUUGUCGCCACUCGACGCACGCCGUCGGACAUCGGCAGCUCCAAGACGGUCCUUCGGGCAGCCAUGGCCAUCUCUGACACCAUCCGGCCCGAGGCGCCGUGGGUCAUCUCGCACCUGAAGCAGCGGUACGGCGCCGAAGUGUGGAUGGUGAGCGGCGACAAUGCCGUCACGGCCGCGGCCGUGGCCCGGCAGGUCGGCAUCGAGCCCGAGCGCGUGGUGGCGGGAGUGCUGCCGACGGGCAAGCAGGAGUGGGUGGAGCGGCUGCAGUCCAACCAGGACAUCGAGGGGCGUCCGACGCGCGGCCGACGCGAGACGACAGUGUGCUUCGUCGGCGACGGCAUCAAUGACUCGCCCGCCCUCGCCACCGCCAACCUGGGCGUCGCGCUGGGUUCGGGCUCGUCGAUCGCGCACAGCAGCGCCGACAUGAUCCUGCUGCAGAGGCACACGCCGCUCCUCUCGCUGCCCACGCUCCUCGAGCUGAGCCGGGCCACCGACCUCAAGAUCCUGACCAACUUUGCAUGGGCCUUCGUCUUCAACGUCAUCCUCAUCCCGCUGGCGGCGGGCGUCGGCGUGCCCGCCGGCGUCAAGCUGGGUCCCGAGCUGAGCGGUCUGGCCAUGGCCGCCUCGAGCACCCUCGUCGUGACCAACUCGGUGGUGCUGCGGGCCUGGAGGGUGCCGAAAGAGGUGAGGAAGGCGGCGCAGCGCUUCGAGUAG
Pseudozyma flocculosa PF-1 is the source of this 4176-nucleotide messenger RNA. RefSeq lists its product as uncharacterized. The transcript is spliced from 2 exons. Gene Ontology annotation, biological process: copper ion homeostasis; monoatomic cation transport. Gene Ontology annotation, cellular component: membrane. Lineage: Eukaryota; Fungi; Basidiomycota; Ustilaginomycetes; Ustilaginales; Ustilaginaceae. The record is from RefSeq and is a predicted model, not a curated record. Gene Ontology annotation, molecular function: P-type divalent copper transporter activity; ATP binding; copper ion binding. The coding region runs from base 1 to 4176 and encodes 1391 amino acids.